GGAGCGCUGGGGCGUACGCGCCGCUGCGUAGGGUGAGCGGCGGCUUCGUUCGGGGGACGCGGCGCCCGCCCUUUCGUCGCGGCGCGCUCGCCGGCUCCGCCGCGUCCCCCGCUUUAACGAGCCCCACUUGUGCCCGGCAUGGCGGCCAGCUGGGCCGGGGCGCCGGGGCGGCCCCGCGGCGCGGGCGGCAGCUGAGCGCGUUUAACCGAGCGAGGAGGGGGCGAGGGCGGCGCCGCCCGUCCCGCCCCUCAGCGAGCGCCGCUUCCUCCGCUGUGCCCGGGCCCCGCGCCGCGCCCAUGGAGCUGGAGCCGCAGUGGUGGAGCGGGCAGCUGGCAGCCGAUAUCCACCAGGCGCUGCGAUACAAGGAGCUGAAGCUGCCCUCCUACAAAGGCCAAUCUCCCCAGUUACAUCUGAGAAGAUAUUUUGCAGAUUUGAUUGCCAUUGUGAGCAAUCGGUUCAGACUCUGUCCUGCUGCACGACAUCUAGCUGUGUAUCUGUUGGACCUCUUUAUGGAUCGUUAUGACAUAUCUAUACAGCAGCUGCAUGUGGUUGCUCUUUCCUGUUUACUUUUAGCAAGUAAAUUUGAAGAAAAGGAAGACAGUGUUCCCAAACUUGAACAGUUGAACAGCUUGGGUUGUAUGACUAACAUGAAUUUGGUACUAACAAAACAGAAUUUGCUUCAUAUGGAGUUGUUGUUGCUAGAAACAUUUCAGUGGAAUUUGUGCCUCCCAACUGCUGCUCAUUUCAUCGACUAUUAUCUUUCUAUUGCUGUCCAUGAGACUGAUCUUCAUGAUGGCUGGCCAAUGGUUUGCUUAGAGAAGACUAAGUUAUAUAUGGCAAAAUAUGCUGAUUACUUUCUGGAAGUAUCGCUGCAAGAUCAUGCAUUUUUAAAUUAUGCCCCUUCUUUAGUUGCUACUGCGUGUGUGGCUUCUUCAAGGAUUAUCUUGCGUCUCUCGCCAACGUGGCCUACCCGACUGCAUCAUCUUACUGCAUACUCCUGGGAUUUCCUAGUGCCAUGUAUUGAACGACUAUUAAUUGCACAUGAUAAUGAUGUGAAGGAAGCAAACAAGCAAAAAGGACAACAUGCUCAAUCUGCCCAACAUACUGUAUUUCAGGCCUCAGCUCCAGCUUCACAGCAGGCUAAUAAUGCUCAACAGCAUGUACCACAGUAUCUCCAAACUCAUCAAUCUUCAUUACAGUAUCACCAUCAGGCGUCACACCAGCAAAACUGUCAACAGAUAUUAUCAUCUAAUCAUACGGCAUCUUACCCACUUCAGACUUGCCCCGCUGCCUUACAGUCUAGCGUUCAGGGUCGAGGCCAUGUACAGACUGGUGCUGCGAUGUCACUAGCUGUUCCACUAGAAGUGAAGCCAUGUCUAAGUGUCUCCUACAACCGGAGUUAUCAGGUGAAUGGACGAUAUUCCUGUAUUACUCCCUGCUUUGAGAGGUGAUAAAUACAAAAUUGUUUUGUGCUUGUUUGUUUGGGGUGGGAAGUUCUGUUGAGGGGAAUUGUUUUGGGUUUUGUUAAACCUCAAGUAAGUUUGAGGGCAACAAAUUCAAUAAAAAGUGCCUUUCCAGAAAAAAAAGCAACUGGAUUGGCAGCCAGUCCCAUAACUCAAAUGCAGACUACAAAAGAUAACCACACAGAACACCCUCUAAAAACAGCGUGUGUACCUGGGAGUAAUAAGUUCUUACUCUGGCACUCAGAAUGCUCUGCUUCUAACACGCCUCUUUGAAAUACUAGUCACAAGAAAAAAAUAGCUGUGGACUAACUACAGACUUACCUUUUAAUGAAGGAGAUAUGCAGUAUUAUUUUGAAGACAUUUAUGUGAUACCACCAUGCAGUAUUAACACUUACUUUGAACUUACUCAAACUUAAGAAUCCAUUGAAUGCCAGGCUUCUCCAGACACAGGGACCACAGGAAGCAACAAGUCUCAUCUGGCUGACUCCAUGCUCUUGCCCCUUUUUUGGCACUUGUGUUGGAUAUUUGCUUUAGGCUAAGGCAUUUGAAUUAACUGGUAUUUUGGCUAGUGUUUAAGUUUUGUACCUCACAGGAUAGACACUAUAUUUUCACUUCCUUUCUCCUCUCUAUCCUUUUUAUGUUUAAAGUAACUCUUUCAUACUAACUCAGGGAAUUUUCUACACAUUACUCAGUGCUGCUGUUUUGUACAAUUAAUUUGGUAUAACUUGAGAGAAGAAAGCAGAGAGAGAAGAGACUAUAGCAAGUGGAGUGGCUUUUCUUCAGGGCAUCUAUACGCAGAGUACCAAAGGGAUAUGUUAGUGUUCACAGAAUGUAGAUGUGAACCGCUCAGCAGCGUGGUAUUGAGUAAUUGAAAAAAAGAGAGUUUCAGCUGAAGUUGUACUGUACCAAAACUACUACAGGGGCUGAGAUUCUUCUGUGUACACAAAUACACACAUUUUAUUAACCAAAAGAAGGCAUCCUCCAAUUGGACUGACAGUAUCACAUAUGCAAAAAAAGUACAGUUGAAUGCUUGUAGAAAUCCAGUUCUGUCAGACUUACAGUGGAGGGAAAUUCUCAGGUAACAGUGGGGCAACUUCUUGUACUAUUUGGGAGUUCCAGAAGAAAAUACAGAGAUAUACUCUUCUAAACGGGUGGAUCAAAAUUAUAUUGCAGAGUGAGCUGCUUUAUCACAAUUAAGGUGCUAAUAACUUUAUGGAAUUACACUAUCUCCUGUGGAGUCUGAGAGUGGGAAGCUUCACUCAUCCCACUCUUGGAUGAAAAUGGUGGUAGAGCUAUUAACGGAGGAUUUAUUUUUUAUAAAAGCAGAUACCUGACUUUCUCCUGUGGUAGAGUAUGGAAGGAAGGGGUAUGGAUGACAGGUUUCUUAGUACUUUAAAAUAUCUUUAUAGUACAUGGGCUUAAUGCUUUUUUUGUCUGCUUUAUUUGUUCUUUUACCACCUUCUUCCCCUGUCUUUAUGGCAGCACUUAAAUUGUGUACUAUCUAAUAACACUGAAGUAUUGUGAAUCUUACAGAGACUGUUUUGAAAGUAAAGGCAAUUAAGGGCAAUUAACAUACAUUAUCAAUAUUAAUAUGAAGGCUUUGUCACAGGGGAGGGGAGCCUUACCAUAACAUUCAGACUGGAGGAAGGACAGCUGUGUUCAUUCUUUCUGAGGCUGAAUGAUAUCAUGCUACAAAAACCUACUUAUUGUUGAGGAGAAGAAAUCCUGAUUCUCUUGUUUGGUUGUUUGGUUUUUGGUUUUUUUUUUUGCCUAAAUCCCAAUUUUUGUUGUGGGCUUUUGUAGCAUAUAUGUGCAAGAGGGAUAAAAGUGUGAAUGAAAGAGAUGACCCCCUCUGCUUUAUGCUGGAGGAUCAACUUCGAAAUAGGCAUAGUGUGGUCGGUUCUUCAAUGAAAGUGCAAGUUGAUUUGGUUUUGGUUUUUUUCCCUCCUCUUUUCAUCUCUUGAUGAAUAUUUCCCCAUGUCUGAGAGUAGUGUUAAGUAGAGACUUUCCACCUCGUAAGAUGCCAUACUUUUUAUUCAGAAUUGUUACCCAUUUAAGAGGGAAAUGGACUUCUUUCUGCCAGUUUCAUUUUGUUGCAAUGCUCUAUCCAAGUCCUCAGUGCUCUAACUACCUCUGAUGCUAUGAAUGUACAGUCUUGUAAUAGACCGUGACUUGAAAUAACAGCAGAUGCCUGUAGCAAUUUUUUGCUGUAAAAUCUUUAAAUUGGCUAACUUGUCAUCUUUAUUUGUGACACAGCAGUGUAGGCUCCUCUUUUUUUGGGGUAUUAGUGAAUUUAUCCCAUAGGCAUUUGAUAUAUAAAAUUUAACUAAUACUUAACACUGGAAAUAUAAUGGGCGGGGGGCUUAUUCAGUUAGUUAAUACUGCAAAUUUACAUUUAUUAGGGUAUUUUUUAUUUGACUAUUUUAAGACAUUAGUUCAACUGUAAAAAGUUCCACUACAUGCUGUUUGUUUUUAAUUUAUUAAUUAGUCUGAGUUUCUUUCUGACACUACAGCUGCACAAUGACUACAGAGAAAAUGUACACUGAACAGUUUCAAUAUAUUAUUUAAAAGGGCUUUACUGGUGUACAUUAAAAAUACACUGUUCUUACUAUUAGAACCAAAAUGUGUUUUUUAUGGCAUAAAUAAGAAUGGUGCUCCUAAAGGCAAAAUGUCCAAAACAAUGGAAUCUUUGUGAGUGCUAUGCAUUCAACUUAUUUUUAAAAAUAAAACUAGUUUUGAGUAAGAAGGCUCCCCUGUGUGUUUUGCUUCUGUGUGUGUCGUCGGUGUUUUUAGAAUAUGUAAAAUGACCCUAAUCUGUUUUACAUCAUCCUGUGCGUGGGCUGAAGAUGUAAGGACUUUCUUCUUUCUCUCCACCCUUUCUGUGACACUAGAACAAGC
This is a messenger RNA of Cuculus canorus (common cuckoo), 4361 nucleotides long. RefSeq names its product cyclin J (gene CCNJ). Lineage: Eukaryota; Metazoa; Chordata; Aves; Cuculiformes; Cuculidae. Gene Ontology annotation, cellular component: nucleus; cytoplasm; cyclin-dependent protein kinase holoenzyme complex. Bases 297 to 1451 code for a protein of 384 amino acids. The transcript has 5 exons. Gene Ontology annotation, molecular function: cyclin-dependent protein serine/threonine kinase regulator activity. The record is from RefSeq and is a predicted model, not a curated record. Gene Ontology annotation, biological process: regulation of cyclin-dependent protein serine/threonine kinase activity; mitotic cell cycle phase transition.